CCCUCUGAGUUGCACACGUGACCACUCUCCAGGAGGCUGGACAUCUCCGGCCCCUGCUGGUGGCUAAUGAGGUCCACGUGGAGGGCAGGAAAGGGAACUUCCCUCAGGGGCUUGGUCAAGCCUCCAAGGUUGGGGACUCGCCAGCUGUGUGACCACUCAUGGGAAUCAUCUGGGCUUGGGAGCAGAAGUGUGACCAAGCCUGGGCCUUGGAGCAGAGGCAAGAACAUGAGCCGUCUCUACACAAGUGACAACUGCUCAUUCGAUGACGUGGAUAAGCUGAUGAGUACCUUGCAGCUGGCAGUCCACAUCCCCACCUUCCUCCUUGGCCUGGUCCUUAAUCUCUUGGCCAUCCGAGGCUUCGGCGCCUUCCUUAAGAAGAAGAAGAGGCAGCCAGAAUACAUUGCCACUUCCAUCUACAUGAUUAACUUGGCUGUCUUCGACUUGCUGCUUGUGCUUUCACUCCCAUUCAAGAUGGUUCUGCCACAAGUGGACUCCCCCUCCCCCAUCUUCUGCACUCUGGUGGAGUGCCUGUACUUCAUCAGCAUGUACGGAAGCGUCUUCACCAUCUGCUUCAUCAGCCUGGACCGCUUUCUAGCCAUCCAGUACCCAAUCCUGGUCAGCCACCUCCGGUCCCCCAGGAAAACCUUUGCGAUCUGCUGCAUCCUCUGGAUCCUGGUAUGGAUCGGAAGCACCCCCAUCUACACUUUCCACGGGGAAGUUGAGAAAUACAAGUGCUUCCAUAACAUGUCUGAUGGCACCUGGAGUGCCAAGGUCUUCUUCCCCUUGGAGAUCUUUGGCUUCCUCCUUCCCAUGGGCAUCAUGGGCUUUUGUUCCUAUAGGAGCAUUCACAUUCUGCUGGGCCGUCCAGACUACACCCAGGACUGGAUCCGACAGAGAGCCUGCAUCUGGACCAUCGCUACCAAUCUUGUCAUCUUUGUGGUCUCUUUUCUCCCAGUGCACUUGGGUUUCUUCCUGCAGUUCCUGGUGAGGAACGGCUUUAUCUUGGAGUGCAGAGUCAGGCAGAGCAUCAGCUUGUUCCUGCAAUUGUCCCUGUGUUUCUCCAACAUCAACUGCUGCCUUGAUGUUUUCUGCUAUUACUUUGUCAUCAAAGAAUUCCGCAUGGGCAUCAAGGCCCACCGACUUCACUCAGUCCAGCUGGUCCACCAGGACACCACGAUCUCCAGGGGUUAAGGGAAGGUACCCCUCUCAAGGGAAGGAGAUCCUAGUCCCAAAAUCUUAUAAGGAACAUUCUGUGCU
This is a messenger RNA of Phodopus roborovskii (desert hamster), 1257 nucleotides long. It is a transcript of the gene Gpr55, whose product is annotated as G protein-coupled receptor 55. Gene Ontology annotation, molecular function: G protein-coupled receptor activity. The record is from RefSeq and is a predicted model, not a curated record. The transcript is spliced from 2 exons. NCBI's taxonomy places the organism in Eukaryota, Metazoa, Chordata, Mammalia, Rodentia, Cricetidae. Gene Ontology annotation, cellular component: membrane. Gene Ontology annotation, biological process: positive regulation of Rho protein signal transduction; phospholipase C-activating G protein-coupled receptor signaling pathway. Bases 67 to 1191 code for a protein of 374 amino acids.